This is a messenger RNA of Rangifer tarandus platyrhynchus (Svalbard reindeer), 279 nucleotides long. The record is from the annotation of a GenBank genome assembly. Lineage: Eukaryota; Metazoa; Chordata; Mammalia; Artiodactyla; Cervidae.
AUGGCGAAAUGCACCAAGAAGGUCAGAAUCGUGGGCAAAUACGGGACCCGUUAUGGUGCCUCCCUCAGGAAAAUGGUGAAGAAAAUUGAAAUCAGCCAGCACGCCAAGUAUACCUGCUCCGUCUGUGGCAAAGCCAAAAUGAAGAGAAGAGCUGUGGGCAUUUGGCACUGUGGUUCCUGCAUGAAAACAGUAGCUGGUGGUGCCUGGACCUACAAUACCACUUCUGCUGUCAUAGUAAAGUCUGCCAUCAGAAGACUGAAGGAAUUGAAGGACCAGUAG